UAGGGUUUUCUGUUUUCAUGGUAAUAAUCGGAACAAUAUACGAUAUAUUCAUGAAUCAAAAAUGUUCAAAUGAGGAGAAUAAAAUUAACAAUAAUGGGAAAACCAUAAUUCAGGAAAUGGAAAUAGAAACGGCUUCGUCUUUACAGGAACGUAGAAUUGGAAAAAUACUAACAUGUUUCUCCGCUUACGCAAAUACGAAAGUAAUAUUUAAUAUGAAAUUACACACCGACACGCUGCCUAUUGUUCACGGCUUAAAAUUUCUAACUAUGUGCUGGCUAAUAAUGGGCCAUUCUGCAGCUUACAUAUCAGACUAUCUCGAUAAUAAACCCACAAUUUGGAGAUUCACCGCUGGUUUCUUCGCUCAAAUAUUAAGCAGUGCACCCAUGGGAGUCGAUUCCUACUUGUUUUUAAGCGGACUUUUGGUAACCUAUUUUUACAUAAAGGAUAAAAUGGACAAAGAUCGAAUACAAACAUUCACUUACAGCGCAAAAAUGAAUGAAUUCUUCGUCAUUGUAAUAAGAAGAUUUAUCCGGCUGACUCCGCCUUACAUGAUGGUAUUAGGAAUUGCGCAGUUAAGCUCGACUUGGUUUGACAAUACCUCACAAUUUUACAUAUACGAAAGACCGCACGAAACUUGCUCAAAGUAUUGGUGGAGGAAUCUUCUUUACAUAAAUAAUUUGUUCAGUUUUAAAACAAUGUGUAUGAGUUGGAGUUGGUAUCUGUCAGUUGAUAUGCAAUUCUUCGUGAUCGCUGUGGCAUUAUUAAUUUUGUCGACAAUAUGCUUUUAUAUGGCUGCUUUUAUAUUAGGUGCACUUUUAAUAGGCUCGAUAGCCUUUUCUGGUUAUCUUUCAUACAUUUACGAAUAUACCCCAACGUUGGAUGAACAGUAUAGGCUUCUAGAUGAGUUGUACAUUCCACCAUGGGUUAGAAUAAGCCCAUAUAUUAUUGGAAUAAUUACAGGUUAUAUUUUAACACAAUUAAAAGGAAAGUUAGUUUUGAAAAAGAGAACUGUAAUUUUAUGUUGGUGCCUUGGUAGUGCUUGCAACAUUAUCACAAUAUUUGGUAUAUACAAGAGACACAUACCUAUUUUACCUUCUGCUAUUUAUGUUGCAUUGUAUAGAGGCAUUUGGGCUGUAGGUUUAGCAUGGAUUGUGAUAGCGUGCCUUACUCAGCAUGGUGGUAUUAUUUAUAAAUUUUUAUCAUUCAAAGGCUGGGUUCCAUUUAGCAGACUAUCCUAUUGUGCUUAUCUUUUAAAUCCUCUCAUCAUACAUUCGAUUCAUCUGCAAAGUGAAAAUUCAGCUCAUUUUGAGCUUCUACCCUUUACUGUCGUGUUUAUAGGACAGUUAAUAAUUAUUUAUUUCUGUUCUUAUAUAUUAUCCUUAUUAAUAGAAACGCCGUAUGUCUUGCUAAUGCGACAAACCAUGCAAGCUCGUAGUAGAAGAAAGUAUAAAUGGCGUAACAGUGAAAAAUUGUAAUUUUUCAUACAAAAUUAGUGUUUCUUCUAACUUAAGCAUCUAGAAUAUCUAUUAUUUUUAAUGAUACGAAAAAAAUGAAAAAUGUUUUAAGGAGUUACAUCACCUUGACUGCCUAAAAAUAAUAGGUAACUUUGGGAAUUUUUUUUUAGGAAAACAAUAAGAGUAAUAAAAAAUCCGUUUCAAAGCUUUUAUAAUACAAGUCUUUAGAAGUAAAAAAUAUUUGAAAAAUGCCGUUUUAUAGCUAUUGUCAAAUCGGUGUAGCGAGGAUC
Molecule: messenger RNA, 1744 nt
Organism: Wasmannia auropunctata (little fire ant)
Lineage: Eukaryota; Metazoa; Arthropoda; Insecta; Hymenoptera; Formicidae
Product: nose resistant to fluoxetine protein 6-like
Exons: 10
Coding region: 18-1475 (485 amino acids)
Molecular function (GO): acyltransferase activity, transferring groups other than amino-acyl groups
Source: RefSeq, a predicted model, not a curated record